AUGAAGCUGGAUUCAAGACAGGCUGAUGCUACAAAGGAGAAGUUGCAUUCAGAGGCAACGGUUGCAGUCCAGAUGUUGAGGCUGCUGGUGUUGCUGCUGCUUCUGCCAUGCAUUGCCCACAAAGCAGAUACAAUGAAGUGCACAAUGGAGGAGGUUCCUAUUCCACAUGAAUGGUACCAGCCAGGGGACAUCCUCAUUGGUGGGAUUACUUCUCAGGUCAUAUAUCAUUUUCAUGAACUGUCCUUUGAAGAUUUUUCUCAGGAGUUGUUUGAUGUUCCACACAUGGUGACAAAGUUUUAUCAGCACUCCCUGGCCUUGGCAUUUGCUGUCAAUGAGAUCAACACGGAUCCCACAAUCUUGCGCAAUGUCACUCUUGGUUUCCACAUCUAUGACAGCUACUAUGAUGAUAAGAUGACCUACCGUACCACUCUGGAUCUGCUCUUUAAAUCACAUAGAUAUGUUCCCAAUUAUGAAUGCGACACCCAGAAAAACCUAAUGGCCGUCAUAGGGGGACUUAGUUCUGAUAUCUCUUUCCACAUGGCAGCCAUUCUAGGUCACUACAAGAUUCCACAGCUCACAUAUGGGUCAUUUUCCCCAGCGGAUGGAGACAAAACAAAGUCCUCUUUCUUUUACCACAUGGUUCCCAAUGAAACCUACCAGUACUCGGGGCUUGUCUGGAUACUUCAGCAUUUCAGAUGGACAUGGGUUGGGCUGUUCAUUGUGAGCGAUGAUAGCGGAGAACAUUUCAUGCAGGCAAUGGAGCCACUGCUUUCCCAAUAUGGGAUUUGUUUGGCCUUCGUGGAAAGAAUCCUAAACCGAGCCCACUGGCAGGACUUAUUUGACAUUGUUACUUUCGUUUCAGAUAGUUACCGACCUUUUCUAAAUAGCAAAGCCACUACAUUUAUCCUCUAUGGAGAAUCUAGGACUGUUGUAGCACUGAUAACUUUUAUGUUUCUAGGUAAUCUCAAAUUAAAUGAAAAUACUUCAUUGAGAAGGGUGUGGAUUAUGACAGCCCAGGCUGAUUUUGCAUUAACAGGCUUCCAAAAGACCUGGGGUCUGGAAUUCUUCCAGGGUGCCAUUUUCUUCUCAAUUCAUUCACAAGAGCUUCUACAGUUCCAGACAUUCCUUAGAAACAUAAAGCCUUAUAGGACACAAGGAGAUGGAUUUCUCAAGGAUUUCUGGGAGCAAGCAUUUGACUGCACAUUUCCAAAUUCCCAAGAAAUGUCCAUGGUUGAAGGAGCAUGUACAGGGGAGGAGAAGCUGGAUAGCCUCCCUGGGCCUGUUUUUGAAAUGCACAUGACUGGCCACAGCUACAGCAUCUACAAUGCUGCCUAUGCCAUAGGACACGCCCUGCAUGUUAUGUACUCAUCUAAAUUUAUCCUUAGAACCAUGGCAGGUAGCAAAAGAAAUAGCAUUCAAAGUCUCCAGCCAUGGCAGCUCCACCCUGUUCUUCAAGGCAUUUCAUUUAACAAUUCAGUCAGAGAAACAGUGUAUUUUAAUGAUAAUAUGGAAAUGGGAGGUGGAUUUGAUGUCAUGAACUUGGUCACAUUCCCAAACAAGUCCUUCCAUAGGCUGAAAGUUGGAAAGGUGGACCCUGAUGCUUCGGAAGGAAAAAAAAUGAUCAUCUAUGAGGAUAUGAUAGUACUGCCCAUUUCUGUGUGCAAUGACUACUGCCAGCCUGGUUAUCAGAAGAAAAAGAAAGAAGGGGAGAAAUUUUGCUGCUACGAUUGUACUCCAUGCCCAGCAGGGAAGAUUGCAAAUUGCACGGAUAUGGAGGACUGUAUCAAAUGCCCAGAAGAUCAGUAUCCAAGCAAGAAUCAAGACCAAUGUCUUCUGAAGACAAUCAGUUUUCUAUCCUAUAGAGAACCCUUAGGGACCACAUUAAUGACAGUUGCAGUUUCAUUUUCCCUAAUCACUGUGUUGGUGCUGGGAAUUUUUAUUAAGCACAGAGAUACUCCCAUAGUCAAAGCCAACAACAGUGAUAUAACCUAUGUUCUUCUUCUCUCCCUCUUGCUAUGCUUUGUUUCUUCUUUACUCUUCCUCGGACAACCUAGGAAGGUGAUCUGCUUUGUCCGACAAUCUGCAUUUGGAAUCAUUUUUUCAGUGGCUGUUUCUUCUGUGUUGGCCAAAACUGUCACUGUGGUUGUAGCUUUCAUGGCCGUCAAACCAGGGUCCAGCAUGAGGAAAUGGGUGGGGAAAAGACCAGCCAACUCCAUUAUCCUUCUUUUCUCCCUGAUUCAAGCAAGCAUUUGUACCGUGUGGUUAGCAGCCUCUCCCCCAUUCCCAAAUUUAGACAUGCAGUCCCUGAAGAGAGAGAUAGUAGCAGAAUGUAAUGAAGGGUCUUCCAUCAUGUUUUACAGUGUUUUGGGCUACUUGGGACUUCUGUCUUUCAUCAGCUUGACUGUGGCUUUCCUAGCCAGGAAAUUGCCCGACAGUUUUAACGAAGCCAAGUUCAUCACCUUCAGCAUGUUGAUCUUUUGCAGUGUUUGGUUGUGUUUUGUUCCAACCUAUCUGAGCACCAAAGGGAAAUACAUGGUAGCUGUGGAGAUCUUCUCUAUCUUGGCUUCCAGUGCUGGGCUACUGGGUUGUAUCUUUUCCCCUAAGUGCUACAUUAUUGUUUUCAGGCCUGAGUUGAACAAAAGGGAACAGACAAUAGGAAGAAUGAAGUAA
Molecule: messenger RNA, 2670 nt
Organism: Eublepharis macularius
Lineage: Eukaryota; Metazoa; Chordata; Lepidosauria; Squamata; Eublepharidae
Product: vomeronasal type-2 receptor 26-like
Exons: 6
Coding region: 1-2670 (889 amino acids)
Biological process (GO): G protein-coupled receptor signaling pathway
Cellular component (GO): membrane
Molecular function (GO): G protein-coupled receptor activity
Source: RefSeq, a predicted model, not a curated record